Molecule: messenger RNA, 4855 nt
Organism: Poecile atricapillus (Black-capped chickadee)
Lineage: Eukaryota; Metazoa; Chordata; Aves; Passeriformes; Paridae
Gene: GPR174
Product: G protein-coupled receptor 174
Exons: 2
Coding region: 1262-2239 (325 amino acids)
Biological process (GO): positive regulation of Rho protein signal transduction; phospholipase C-activating G protein-coupled receptor signaling pathway
Cellular component (GO): membrane
Molecular function (GO): G protein-coupled receptor activity
Source: RefSeq, a predicted model, not a curated record
CUCUGCAGAACUUCUCUGGAAAUUGUUAGAAAAGUGAUUUUUUCAAAUUAACCAACUGAACCAUUGCUCCCUUAACAAGAAUUCUUGUUGAUGUUCCUGGAGCUGGAGUCCUCCUCUGGAUAAGAAGGGAAGUGCUGCUUUUCAAACUCGAAGUGCAGCCAGCUCUGCCCUCUGCCGAUGGCCGGGGACCUCGUUGGCCCAGGAAUGUGGCCGUAGGUGACACCACUUUGUGGCACUUUUGGAAAAGAAGAGCCCUUGGCUCUCACCCCGGUCAGCUCCAUGAGAGCUGCGGGAAUCCCCUGAAGGGGAUAAUAAUGACCGUGGAGAGCUCGCUGCUUUUGGGGAGCCCAAAUCUGCCCACGAUCAGCUUCGGGGGGGACCCUGAAUCUCCCCAAAAACCACCGGGACUGCAGCACAGGGGCGCGAACAUCCAGGUGAGAGGGAAGGAGCCUUUCCCAGCCAGCUGGGGAGUGAAAAUAAUCCAUGAAUCCUCUCAUUCCCUCAGCUCUGCAGCUGUCCCAGAGGUGACAGGGUGGCACACGGGUGGCACACGGGUGGCACCUGCCAGCGCGUCCCUGUCCCCAGGAGCUGCGGGCUCCUACCCCCACCGCUGGCUGCGGGAACAGCAACCGGGGCGACACCGCUCCCAAAACACCCCGACACCACCAGCAGCCGAACAAACACGGUGAACAGCACGGCGAGGGAAGGAAAGCGGGUGAUUGCAGGCAGGAUGGGGGGCAGGGACCCCAAAGCGCUGCCAGGGGGCCCCGCCGUGCCCGUCCCGCUCCCCACGGCGCAGCCGCUCCCCGCCACUUGCGCUUUUGCUUUGCACAGCGAGGGAGGGACCCGCCGUGGGGACACUCCGGGACAGCCUCAGGGCCAGCAAAGCUGCAGGGCCACGUCAGGUGUUGAACCCCUGUGUUGAGAGAAGAGGCUGAAAUGCCACCCAAAAGGUGACAGAGACACAGCUCUGGUGAGGAAUUGUCCACCUGGGCACAUGGCAAUGCUUUUCCCGGUGUGGAUCCCUCCUGCCCAUCCUGCAGCUGACCCCAGCGAGCUCUGACCAGGAGCAUGAGCAGGGCAGGGCUGGAAUUAACUCCCCCCACACCAAAACUCGCCAGGAUGAGCCGGUGAGCGGAGCCUCCCACACGGAUUCCAGGGCUGGACUGUUCCCUUUGGACCCCGAGGCCACCCUGGCUGCAGGACAGGCGGGAUGGACGGGUUAUGAUGCCGGGGCUGAGCACGGAGCCGGAGCACAACCAUGAGCAACAGCUCCAACUGCAGUGAGCCAGACCUCAAGCCCUACUACGCCGUCACCUACACGGUGAUCCUGAUCCCCGGGCUCAUCGGGAACACCCUGGCCUUGUGGGUCUUCUAUGGCUACAUGAAAGAGACUAAAAGGGCUGUCAUAUUUAUGAUCAAUUUAGCCAUUGCUGACUUAUCACAAGUGCUGUCCUUGCCCCUGAGGAUUUUUUACUACCUGACGGGCACCUGGGAGUUCGGAGGAGGUCUCUGCAUGCUCUGCUUCUACCUGAAGUACGUCAACAUGUACGCCAGCAUCUACUUCUUGGUGUGCAUCAGCGUGAGGAGGUACCUGUUCCUCAUGCACCCCUUCAAAUUCAGCGACUGCAGGCGUGUCUGUGAUGUCUACAUCAGCAUCGUGGGCUGGGUCGUGGUCUGUGUGGGCUGCCUGCCUUUCCCGCUCCUCAGGAUGCAGCACCAGGAUGACAAAAACACCUGUUUUGUGGAUCUUCCCAUCAAGAAACUCGACCUCCCCACCUCCAUCACGCUGAUGACCAUAGCAGAGUUGGUGGGGUUUGUGACCCCCCUGCUCAUCAUCCUGUACUGCUCCUGGAAGACAAUCUUAUCACUAAAGGAGAGGCACUCUGCUUCCCGGGACCUGGGCGAGAAGAAAAAGGCUUUAAAGAUGAUCCUCACCUGCGCCCUGGUGUUCCUGAUUUGCUUUGCACCUUAUCACAUCAGCUUCCCGCUGGAUUUCUUUGUGAAAACCAGGCAGAUCCGGGAGGGCUGCGUGCAGAUCUCGGCGUUCCACGCCGUGGCUUUGUGCCUCGCCAGCCUCAACUCCUGCGUGGAUCCCAUCAUCUACUACUUCACCACGGAUGAGUUCAGGAGACGCCUCUCCAGGCAGGAUCUGCAGGACAGCAUCCAGCUCCAGCACCUCAGCUACAGCAGGAAGCACUCCAGGGAUGUGCUCAGCGAGGACACCACGGAAUACUAGAGCUGCCCUUCCCAAACUGCUGCCAGCACUUCCAAUACUCAUCACAUUUUGGCCUUUGACACAAUUUUUUCCCUCAGGACACUGAGAACAACAAUUCAAACUUCUGCUUUUGGUGAGGCUUGGAAUAAACAAAACCUCCUGCCUCCCCAAAAAAUAUCCCCAAACCUGACCAGGAAUGUGUUGAUUUAAUACUUAAGGUGCAGAUUUUCACUGAAUAUAAAUAGGAGCAUUUCCACUCCUCAGCUGGACAGCAGGAGGUCACAGACCCAUGGGAGAGGUGACACCAGCCCCACUGUCACAACAUGGCACCAUGUCUUGGUCAGCAAGAAACAGCAAAGAUUCUGGGGUCUUGCUGUGCAGAAAGAAUUUGAUCCUAAAAAGUACUGGAUGGCACAAGAUUCUCUGUUUCUGAAGCACGAGACAAUUCAGCAGAGACUGAUUCUCCAGAGAGUGCCCAGAGCCUGCUCCAGCCACGCUGAGCACAGAGUGAGGAGCAGAAGGUGGCCCCAAAGGACUUCCCAUUCAAAUAAUUCAUGAAGCCUCAUUUGGGGGUGUAGCAAAUGCCACCACCCCAAAUCACAGUCAGUGAAGAUCCCACACACUGUUUUUCUGCCGUCAGUUCCCACUUCUGGAUGCAAAGACAAGGGUUAGAGCCACGCCGUGGGUUUUGAACCAUGAGGUUGUGCUUGGAGGGUAUUUAUUCAAGCCAGGUGUCCAUCGAGCCUUUCAGAUCCUCUUUUCACCAAAAAUGGGGCAAAUUAUUUCCCUUUCACUGAUAACUGACCCACGGCCAUCCCAUCCACUCCCCACAAACAGCAGCAGGAUUCAAACAGAGGAUCCAAACCUCCCCAAAGUUCUCUGUAAUGGGAACCCCCUGGAAACAAAAUCAAAGGUGCCACGAGAGAUUUUUAAGAAAGGCUCAAAGGUGGAUGCUUUGUUGAUAAUAUUUGCUUUAAAUUCAAACCACAGAGGCUUUGGGCUUGACUUUGGUAUUUCAUUUGCACCUUCUUGUAAAAUGUUACUUUUCUGUGAACAUUGGAAAUGUAAAAUACUGUGCCAGUAUCAUUUCUUAUUUAUGCAAAUGUUGUUUUAUAAUUUAUAUAAGGGACAUACACAUUGUAGGAAAAUGAUGUGAAGCCCAGAGAGUGCCAGAACACAAGAAGUUUGGUUUUUUUUCAAAAACUUUUUCAUAUAAUAAAAGAAAACUCCACCACCUCUUCCUUACAGGAAUCUGAGCCAGUGCCUGAUGGCUGAGCAAGCACUGAUAAUUCAUGGAAACCACAAAGCAUAUUCACAGUGACCAAAAAAAAAAAAUAUUUAUUUUUAUACUUCCUGUUGUAUAUAAUAAAACAAUCAUUUCUAAAAAUGUUUUUUAAAUCUAAUUCUUGGCCCUUUCUCCCCCCUGCAUCACCAAUACACACAAACAUGUGGCAGCACCUGGAUUUGAUGCCUCUUGAGGGCCUUUAGAACAUUUUAGAUGGUUCUCUGAAAUUAUUUUACUCUUCUUCUUGCACUGGGGACAGAAGUCAAAGGGACAGAUUUCCCAGGGUAAUGGGAAUUCCUCCAGCUGCAGGAAUCCAGCCCAUCCCUGUCCUUUCUGGCCACCAUGGGAGGGGACCAGGGUGGCCCUGUCCAAACCCCCCAGAGUCACUUUCAGCUCCUGAGGGAGAAAAGGUUGUUACAUAAAACGGUGUCAGAAGUUCAGAAAUUGUUCAGUGACAGAAACCUCAAGCAGCUGAAAAUUUUCCACCCAGAAAAUCCCGUGGGUGCAGCAGCACCUUCCCCCCCCUGCCACGGUAACGGGGCUUAUUCAAAUGAGUGUUAAUUAUCUUUUCUACAGGAGGUUGGUGCAAUGGUCAGGGUUGGUGACACGAGAUGAAUUCAGGGGACACCUCCCUGCCCUCCCCCAGGGCACCUCUGCUCCAGGUGGCAUCUGCUGGGGACACCCUGAGCUCUCACAGGCCCCUGGGGAUGCUGCCACCAACAAGUGCAGAGUCAGGAUGUUCCUUAGAUUUCCAGGAGCUGGAUUUUCAUGCUGUGGGUAUUUUUGCCAUGCCCCUGUAUUUUUUAGUGUCUCAGGAUCCAUGAGCUGGACUCAAUGAUCUUUAGGAGUCCCUUCUAACUCAGCAUAUUCAGUGAAUCUCUAAAACAAUCUGAAUAAUCUGGUGUGCAGCACUGGAGUGGGAAUCUGAAUGAGAAUGUGACUGAGAACAAAUCCCCAGAAUAUCCCCUUUACUUUUGCAGGAAGGGUUUCCUCUGUUUGCCCUCCCCAAGGCGUUGUUAUCACUGAGCAGCAAGCACUGAGGUCUCUGCCCGUGCCCUCACCAGGCUGGCUCUGUGCUGAAAUGAGAAGUGGCUUUUGGGCACAGAAUCAGUUUUAAUUCCUGCUGGGCCAAAGGAGAGCCACUGUGGCGAGAGUGCAGCCUCAGGGGUGGUUUGAGGGGUGCUUGGGGAGCUGGAGCUGCUCAAAAUGAGCACAGAGUGUUUUGGGAGCCUUUCUCACACAUGGUACAAGGUGGGUGAGGGUGGUGGGGUCAGGGAGAAGCAGAGUUCUGGGUCUGCUCCAACCCUGCCCCGCUCCCAUCGCCUCUCCCGUGCUCCCAGCCCAGCUGCACA